GAGUAUUACCAGACACAAAACUAUGAACAACGAUGAUUUGUAUCGCCCAGGGGUGCGUUUCCCGAAAGCAUCGUUGGUGAACCAUGGUCGUAAGUCCCAUUGAACUCUAAUGGUAACGACGGAACUUGCGACCAUAGUUCGCUUCGGGAAACGCACCCCAGACCUGUCCACUACGAUUCCCACUACAGCUUUGCUUAUACAUAUUAAUUAAGUUGUGACGUUCUUAGAGCAGACCUACCUGAUUUGCUGAAUGGUAUGUGCAGCUGGUAGAGCUUACGUAGAGGCUCGCCUCAUGAAUAUUAAUUAGGCUGUUCUCAGGAAGUUGAACAGUACGUAAUUAAUAUUCAUUGUAUCAAGUCUUACGCCACAGUAGUACACAAAUCACCUGUAGGCUACUCGUAUGUAAACUGAAUAAAUGUUUUCACCAGAGACCGACUGAUGACUUAAAGUACAGAGCUGUAGAUAUUUCAUAUAGUUCAUGAUCUGAAAUUGUGUCGGCUAAUUUUUUUUUAAACCACACCCCACACAACACUUAAACAGGUGAGGUCACGUCAGCUGCCGUCACUGACUGUACCGUGUGCUUCGGCAGGUGAGUGCGUUAUGAAAACAUUACAUUUUACCUAUGUAUUAUUUAUUGUUUGUAAUAGUGACAGGCAUCUUUUAAGUAACAUAUUUGACACCUGUCAAAUAUAUGUAACUCUACAACACUGUAAUAUUGAAAUAUAUGUAAAUAAGUUUUCUAAGCGAAAUGGAACGUCCUCUUUUCGUUGUGUAAAAUCCACAUUAAACAAGUUUGGAAAUUUAAAAGUAACGAGUUUGUGAGUCAUUACGAUGAAAAAUAUGUGUGGACUGUCAAUAUAUUGUGUGGACUAAUAUUUAUAGCUGCCUAUACAUGACAUGUUAAGAUUUAAUUUAAUUUACUUUAACAGUUAGUCCUUUGUUUUAUUAAUUUUAAGGCUUUUUUCCACACUUUUUUCUUAAUUCUAAAAAUCUCUGGACAGUUCAACUAGAUUUAAAAUCUAUUUUAAAUCAAUUUCAGGUAUUGAAAAAAAAACAUGUUCAUCAUAGAAGUAUUGUAGGCUAUAUAAGUAAUUCUCUGAAUGAAUUGUACUUGAAUGUAUUUUUAAGAAUUUUAAUACACCAGAGAUUUGUAUAUUUGUCCAUAAAAUUACAUCAAGUUAUUUGUUCCUUUAGGACCAAUGGAUGUCAUGGCUGUGCCUUUAUCUCAUGACAGCAAUGAUGCAGCAUUCGGGUGGUUCACAGAAUUCCAGCGCAACUGCAUUUUGAAGAACGGAAUUGUUCCAGAAUGGUUCCACGGCAUAAUAUCCAGGAAGGUUGCAGAGGAUAUGCUGAUUUGCAAACCUCCUGGUUACUUCCUCAUUCGUGUUAGCGAGAGCAGAGUGGGUUAUACAUUAUCUUAUCGAGCUGAAGAUCGCUGCAGACACUUCAUGAUUGACGUCUUGCCAGAUAACCAGUUCAUUAUAGUGGGAGAAAAUACACACUACCGUUCACUCCAUGACUUGGUGGCCUUCCAUCGCAGAAGCCCCAUUUUACCCUACAAUGAACUGCUGACUGUGGCUUGUGAACAGGGUGGCAACAAUAACUACGCUGAGUUGUUAUUUCCUCGAAAGAAAGAUGUAAACACUGGACAGGUUGAAUGGAUAAAUUCUUCACCACAAGCACAUAUGCCUCGUUCAGAUAUCUUGGAACACAGCACGACUUCGCCGCUCCAAAACGAAUCGCCUGUGCCACCUACAAGUCCUUCUGCUAGACUGUAUCCAAGCUUGGAGACAGAACUGACCACUUUGAAUCUACAGAGCAUGGAUCAGCCAACAAAGCCUGUUCCAAAACCUAGAACAGUAUUUACUUCCACAACUCACGACACACCACCACAGUUACCACCCAGAAUGCGCUUGCCAAGUCGCCCGCAAGCAACAGCGGAGGCUGACAGAUCUCAAGGGUUGAUGUCUGUGAGCCCUGACAGACAUCAAAUCACAGCCGACUCACCCGUUGAAGGCCGUACCCAACAGAAAAUCCAACAACAGUUGAAACCUGUGGUCUUGGGCCUGGCGCAAAUUAAGAAAAAGCUUAAAAAGAAGCACUCAGAGGAGCACACGUAUGAGGAGAUCACUAACAAUGCGUGUCAGGAGGAUCCGACUUUUCCUGUUUUGGAGAGCAGGACCGUGAACCCUAAACAAGUGAUGGAAAAUGAGUAUCAGGAGUUAUCUGAAUGUCAGUCAUCUGACGGUAUUCCCAACUUUGCAGAUAUAGAGUUACCAUUGGAGUACCUAAAUCCCCCUCCUUUUGCACCUGGUUAUUAGAUAAAAACAUAAAGAGUGUUUUUAUUUGACGUUUUAUUGCCAUUGAAUAGUGUCAAUAGCUCUUUGUUGUGAUGUCCUUUUUCAGUAUGUAUUUACAUUUCUGACACAUCAUGUUCCGAACAGAGGUUUGUCAUCUGGAAAAACCUGUUUGACACGGUAAAAUAUUUCAAUAUAACAAUGACAGAAUGUGUUGUGCCCGUGGGAAUGAAUUUCUUUAUACUUCCAGAUUUUACUUCCUAAAAUCAAGCACUGUACAUAUCGGUAGAAACACACUGUAAAUAUUUGCUUUUUACUGCAGUUGGUCAAUAAAUGUACAGACAAUCCAAGAAA
Megalobrama amblycephala (Wuchang bream) is the source of this 2651-nucleotide messenger RNA. RefSeq names its product hematopoietic SH2 domain containing (gene hsh2d). The record is from RefSeq and is a predicted model, not a curated record. The transcript has 5 exons. NCBI's taxonomy places the organism in Eukaryota, Metazoa, Chordata, Actinopteri, Cypriniformes, Xenocyprididae. Bases 1200 to 2321 code for a protein of 373 amino acids. Gene Ontology annotation, cellular component: cytoplasm.